Molecule: messenger RNA, 8169 nt
Organism: Centruroides sculpturatus (bark scorpion)
Lineage: Eukaryota; Metazoa; Arthropoda; Arachnida; Scorpiones; Buthidae
Product: GATA zinc finger domain-containing protein 14-like
Exons: 12
Coding region: 107-3703 (1198 amino acids)
Molecular function (GO): protein binding
Source: RefSeq, a predicted model, not a curated record
UGUAAAAAAUUUUGUAUCUACAAAUAGAAAAGUCAAGCAUAAAUUAAAUAACGAAAAUACUACAAAUAAUUCUGAAAUUAAAACUCCAUGUAAAAAAUCUGAGCAAAUGGAAAAAUAUACAUUAUAUCCUGAAUCCUGUAAUCAGCAGAAAUACGAUGAAAUGCAAAAUCAUAAUUAUUACGGUAAAGAUAAUUUUUCCAGUGGUGAUUUUGAUUUUAUGUCAAAGGGAAAUUUUCACUCUCCUGAUAAACAAAAUGUUGGUUAUCAGAACUCAUUUACUGAAGCAGAUCACUGGAAUUAUCAGUCUUGGAAUACUCGAUAUUUUUAUCAACAGUGGAAUGGCCAAUUUUCAAAUAGAUCAAGUAGUCAUCAAUCUGAUGAAUAUUACAAUAACUCUUCUGGAAGAAACUUUAAUUCAUAUAGUGAUAAUUCAAAUACAGACAAGUUUAAUAAUAGUUCUGUAGAGAACAAUAACAAUAAUUAUUGCAGACAACAGAAUGUCAGAUAUGGAAAAUUGAGAUCACAAUCUAAACAUAAUUUAACAUUUAACAAAUAUAAAUAUGUUAAAUCUAAUAUUAAAUCAUAUAAAAAUACCUGUUUUGAGAAAAAAAUAAAACAGAAAUAUGGAAUAAAUAAUCAAGAAAGAGGAUAUGUAGAUAAUACACGUGCUAAAGGCACCUUUCCUAAACAAAAGUUAUUAAAUAUAAAUUCAGGGGCCAAAUUAAACACACAGUUUCCCAAUCAGUUUAUUUCUUCUUCCAAUAAAAAUUCUCAGAAUUCUAACGUAAAAGUUAGAAAUAUUGAGAUAGAACCUUCAAAAUCAACAUCUCACAUUAGAUUUAAUGAUUUAGAUGAUACGGUAGUGAAUGUUUUUGAAGAUAAGGAGGUAAAUGAAAAUUUUGAAAUUCAAAAUUCAGAUGAAAAGAAUGGGAAAAAAACUGAAUCAGAUGAACUUUUAAUUAAAAGAAAUCAAAACAAUUCUGUACAGCAAACAGAUAAAGUUGAAAUAUUAUCAUCACAUAUUAAAAAUGAAAAUGGUGGACUUGAAAAAUCAAAUCUAUCUGAAGAGGAAAAUAAAAAUUCAACAGACAAAAAUUCUCCAAACAUUGAACAAGAUACUACUAAUUGUACUGGAAAACUUUAUAAAUUAUCUCAAUUAAUAGAGAAAUCAGAAAUGGAAAUUGGUGCAUAUAAUAAAGAACUAAUUAAUAGACUUGUAAAUUUUCCUCGGAGUAGGAAGGAACAAAUUCGUUUAGAACAGUGGAUUAAACAACAUAUUAAAACAAAGAAACGAUUAACUUUACCACGAUUUAAUUUGCAACUUGGCCCAUCAGAAAAUUCCAAAGAAAAAAAUAAGAAUUCACCAUCUAUUUUGCAUAGUAUGGUAUCGGAAGUUGUGAAUAGUCUUCCAGAAAAUGUUUUAAAUUCUGUUGUUUCCGCAUUAAAAAAUGGUGAAAUAGAAAACAUUGAACAAAAUGUACAGAAUGAUGGAAAAAAAUUUAAAAAUAAUAGUAAUCAGACAUCUGUUUUGCAAAAAAAAAUUUCUUGUGAUUCUAUAAAUAUUACUGAACUGACUUAUAAUGAUAAAUUAAAAUGGUUAGAAAAUUGGAUUACUUAUAAUUUACCUAGAACUGAAGAGAAUGUUAUCAUAAAAACUGAGGCAUCACAGUCAACUGAAAAUGAUUCCGAUCAAGAUAAUGAGUUUUCCAAAGAAUGCACCCAACCAGAAAAGGUUAGCCAAGUUAAAGAUUCUUGCAUAAUAAAAGUGAAAGAAGAGAGAAAAAGUGAUGAUGAAUCUACCAGCACUGUUAAUUUUGAAGAUUCAGUUAACAUGAGUGGUGUAACAGAAAAUAUUGAAAAUGAUACAAAUUUUUCAGACGUGUCACCUGUUACUAAAGAUUCUGGCACGAUACCAAGUGAAAAUGACAAUUUAUCAUCAAGUUUAAGCAGUGAUCAAAAUAAUAAUUUAAACUUAAGUGAUAUUAGAAUAAAAACGGAGCCCGUUGAUUUAGAAGAAGAAAUUAAUGAAAAUAUUAAAAGUGAUGUAGGUAAUAUCCCAAAUAGUUUUGAUGCACUAAAUAGAAAUUUUACUUCAUUGCCCCAAUCAGUUGAAAUGAAUGCAUUUAAUGAGCCUUCUAAUAUUAGUCAUUCACCAAGUUUAAGUAAUAUGGUUAAUGUUGAAGAUAUACUUCGUAAAAGAGGCUUAUUACAGCCACAAACACCAGAAAGAACAAAUGUUUCAAAUGGAAAUCAGUCAAAGGUAACUUCUGGAUCAUCAUCACAGACUUUAAUUCAAGAAAUACUAGCAAUAAGUCAAAAAGAAGAAGAGAUAAGAAUACAAGCACAAAAAAUUGAUCAAAGUAUAAUUUAUUUAAUGAAAUUGAUAGAAGAAGAAAAGAAAAAAAGAACUCAGCUAUUUCACGAAGAAGAACAAUUACGUUCUCAGAGAAUACAAUUACUGCAAACACUUCAAGAAAUGCAAGAUAAUCAAGAGGGAUUCCAAGCUGAGAAUGUACCUAGCCACACAGAAAAUAUGAAUUCUUCAAAUGAAACAGUAACUCCAACAUAUUCAAAUCUUGCAGACAAUUCUUACCCUACAUUAUCAACAGAUAAUAAUGAAGGUUCUUUUACAUUUAUGACCUCUCAAUCAACAGUACAAUCUACAGAUUCAAAAACUGAAGUGCAAAGGAUAGAAAAGAUAAAGGACAAAGUUAAAAUACAAGAAAGUGAAAAAAAUGUAGUAAAUAAAAUAAAAAUGGAUAUACCAAGGAAAAGGGUACUUAGUUCAGAAGAGUCUUUUAAAUCCAUGGAAGGAAAUGUAUAUUUAGAAAAUAAUAAUAAUAAAAGCAAAGAAGGACUUUCUGCAAAAAAACUAAAAUUCAAUGAAAAUGCAGCAUCACCUGAAAUAAUUUUAAUGGAAAAUCAGUCUGAAAAUCCAUUUAUUAAUUAUAACAACAAAAUGCAACAAUUUUCUUUCUGUGAAAAAGAAAAUAUUGAAAAGUGUAGUAAUUCUUCAAACUGUGAAACAACUAAAGAAAACUGCAAAAAGAAUUUAGAAAAUCUAGGGAGUUCAUACUCAAACAAUGAUCAUUUAAGUGAAAGCAAACAUUAUGAUUUGUGUAAUGAUAGCAAGUCAGUUUUAUUUUCCCAGGCAAAAAAUAAUGAAAUUGAUAAAUUAGAAGCACAUAAUUCAUCAAUUGUUGAUAUAAAAAUGAUUUCUCAUNUGGAAACUUUUGCAUACUACUGUAUGUUGGCCAUCCAUUAUGGUGAAAAGUGUAGUAAUUCUUCAAACUGUGAAACAACUAAAGAAAACUGCAAAAAGAAUUUAGAAAAUCUAGGGAGUUCAUACUCAAACAAUGAUCAUUUAAGUGAAAGCAAACAUUAUGAUUUGUGUAAUGAUAGCAAGUCAGUUUUAUUUUCCCAGGCAAAAAAUAAUGAAAUUGAUAAAUUAGAAGCACAUAAUUCAUCAAUUGUUGAUAUAAAAGUACAUGAUGGAUAUUUAUAUACGUGUUCAUCUGAUAGGACAGCAAAGAAGUUUGAUUUAAAAAAUCUAAAUAAUGUGUUGAGUUUUGUUGGUCAUCAGAAAACUUUGUCAUCUAUCCAUAUUACUAAGUUUGGAGAUGAAAAACAAGUAUUUACGUCAUCAAUGGAUGGUUGCCUUCGCUGUUUUAAUGAUCUGGUGAUAAAAAAUUUGCUUAAUUAAUUUUAUAAUUUUAAUUAAAUGUUCAUAGCUCAGUUGUAACUAACUAAGAAUUAUUAAAUAUAUAAAGAUCCACAACUAUAUCAAUAUGCUACAUUGUUAUAAACACAUCUGUAUCUGUUAUAAACUACAUGUACAGUACAGUACAUUAUACAUUAUAACUAUAUCUUCAUAAUGCAGAUAUAGUUAUAAUGUAUAAUGCAGAUGUAGUUGUAAUGUAUUAUGCAGUUUAUAAUGUCAAAAAUAAGACGUAAUUAAUUUAUCUAUUACUUGUCUUCUAAUGAGUUGUGUGUGCAAAGGUUUCUGGCCAGAAGGAAAUUUCACUUUAUUAUAAGGUGAAAUUUACCCUGUUAUAGGAUAAAUAGGAUUUAAAUCUAUCCAUACUAAAAUGAAGUAAACCCAGUGAAGUGAAAAUCAUAAAAACUUGGUAAUAAAUUUUUAUUAAACUAAUAUUUCUUUUUUACCAUUAAUUUAUAAGUGAUUUUGCAUGUGCAAAAGUUUCUGGCCAUUCUCAUUAUGUAAACGCAAUGCUUAGUCACAUUCAUUCAACAUUUUGCUUUAUUGUGCACAGCACAGGAGGAUCACUCAGAUUGUAAAAAUGCAUACACAUACAAUGAUAAAAAUGCACAAAAUUGCAAUUACAUUUUUUUUAAUUGGAAAAUCUUCAUUGCAAAUAGCAUUACUUCUACUCAUGGGAAUCAAGAAUGAAUGAUACUUUUCCUGGAUAUCAUGCUGGUUAGUGUAGUGUAAUCCAAAGCCACAAUGUGGUUGACCAAAGAAAACAACUGCUAAAGUAGACAAGAUUGUCAAACAGAAAUGUAUGGCUACAGUAAGAAAACAGUAAUUUGCCAGUUUAAUUUGUCAACUGACAAAUUACUACAUUUACAUUUAUAAGUAAAGUGUAAAUGUAGCCUCUGUUAGUCUCAGCACAGUUACAAGGCAUCUACAUGAUAUUGGACUGUUUGGCUGUGUUGAAGUCAAGAAACCUUUGAUGAGUAAGAAUGACUUAAAUUUGGUAAAGAAUACUGAAACUGGAAGACUGAAGAUUGGAAGAGGGUCACUUUCAUAGAUGAGUCUAAGUUUAGUUUUUGGGAACAAUGGAAGCCAUUGUUUCCAAAGACAUGUUCAACAUCUAGUUGGAACCAGAAAUUAUCCCAGAUAUCAAAUGCCUACAGUAAAGUGGGGAGGUGGAAAUGUUAUUUUGUGGAGGAUGUUUUCAACCCAAGGAAAUGGACCAUUGGUAAAUAUUGAUCGAAUAAUGAAUGCUUAGAAGCACAAGGAAAUUUUGCAAACAAACCUGUUGUUUGCAAAAUUACCUCAAACACAUGUCAAAGUUGGUGAAAGAGUGGCUUAGAUUUUAAAGUGGCCAUCUCACCUUAACACAAUUUAGCAUCUUUGGGAGGCACUUAAGCAAAAGGUUAUGAAGUGGUAUACAUCCACCUAGAGAUGCGUUGUUCCAUGAUUUACAAGAGGAAUGAUCCAAAAUCACUGCUGAUACAAUUGCUUGACUGAUUGCAUUAAUUCCACAGUGUUGUGAAGUAAUAAUGCAGAAAAGGGAUUGGCUAUCAAGUACUGAUGUGCCAAGAAUGUUUAUUCUUUUACAUAAAAGGAAUGUGAAAGUUUUUUAUGUUUGUGUUUAAACUAGUGACUGGAAACUUAUGCAUUAGUUUCUGUAACGCUUUCUGUUAUAAUAGACACAGAUUGUAUUUUGACAAGAUAUGUAGUACUUUAUUAUGAUCACUUGCAUCUUUCUUGCUAUAUAUUUGAGUAUAGUUAAUUUUAACUGUUCCUCUCUGAUACAGCUGGAAACUUUUGCAUACUACUGUAUGUUGGCCAUCCAUUAUGGGUGAGUUGCAGAGAGCAAACCUACCCUUCUCUUUCUUUGUGCUUGUAAGGAGUUUCCUGAGUGACCAUAGAGUGGAAUAGGUCACUCCAAUGACAAGGUAUUUCAGGAGAUUGGAAAGGGGUUGUCCCCAGGAGUCAUGCAUAGGGCCCUUCCUUUGGAAUAUCCUUGACAUGGCACUGAGACUCGUCAUGCCAGACAAUGUCCAGCUGCAGGCCUAUGCAGAUGACCUGUUACUAGUAGUUGCACUAACAGACAUGACAUGGAGAGUCAUGGCAAUGAAAUAAUAGAACUGCUCAUUUGUUGGGGGGCAGUCACACGAACUGCUACUAUCAAGGCCUCUGGUGUAAACUAGAGGCCUUGAUGAUGGCCUGUACUGGAGUGUUGACAUGCCAGCCAAUUUAACAGAUUUGGGGGAACCCCAUCAUAAGGGUGAACCAGCUUAAGUGUCAUCAUAGACCAGACUCUUUGCUGAAUGCCCCAUCUGAAGCACAUUCGAGACAGAAUGAACUUCAUGAUAGUGGCUGGCUAGACAGAACUACAGUUUAGAAGGUGAAGCAAUCUGGACCAUUUACAAAAUGGUCCUGGAGCACAUGAUCUGCUAUGCCUGUGGUAUUUGAUGGAAAGAUUCUACCAAUGUGAAGCAGAGCUGGAUGCAGUUCAGAGGCCUGCUGCCCUGCAUGUCACUAGAGCAUACAGAACUGUGUCCACAGAUGCAGCCCUGGUCUUGUCCAUACUGCUGCCUUUGCCUCUGGUAGUCAGCUAGGAGGCAGCUUUCUACAGAACAACAGUGGAAGGAAAAGAGGUGAAACACUGUAAUCAGAUGUUCCCAGCCAUAAAGCUCUCAUGUCAAUUAGAUAUAUGGAACAUCCACUCAAGCCGAAGGGUUGGAAUUGGCUGGGAUGUUGGUGAACCAACACUAUUAGGUGUUGAGAUCUACACCAAUGGUUCAAAAGAUGGCAGCCAAGUGCUGUGUACUGCAUCUAUAACAAUGGAAUUCUACUGUACAGUUCGUCAGUCAGACUGAACGAAAGGCAUCCGUCUGGGAAGCCACCAUCUGAAUGAGCCAUGAGUUCGACCUGGUGGCUCUUUUGGGAGCAUCCCAGUGGAUCCUACACAUCUAGGGCAGGGGUGGCUAACAGUUUUUGCCCACGGGCCAGAUUGGAAAGAAAACUUUUUUCACGAGCCAAACAAAAUAUUAAAAUUAAAGAAUAUUCAAUACAAAAAUGAUUCAUUUAAGUAAACAAAAUUUUAUUAUGGAAUUUGUUUAUGAAUAAAUGUAAGUAGAUUAGUAUUAGUACAACAAAUUAACAAACAAACGAACAAAAAUAAACCUAAUGUGACAUGUUGAAGUGCCUUGCAUUGCCUAUUAUUUUCUUAAGAUCUGGCUCUAUACUUGUAGUAGCUAUUCUUAACACAGCCUCCAAAUGUAAAUCAUUCAAUCUUGAUCUUGUUGUACUUUUAUUUAGAUUCAUUAAAGAAAAAGUUUGUUCACAAAUAUAAGUUGAGCUGAAGAUUACUAAAUAUUUCUUGGCAAGUUUUUUAAAUUUUCAUAUUUUUCAUUAUUCAAUUGCUUAUAAAAAUUGCACAAAUUUUCUUGCUCUUUGCAAUAUUUCUCAUGUAAUAAUUCAUCACAUUGUAAAUCAAUUAUUUCUAAUUGUAUAUCAACACGAACGUCACCUACAUGUACAGAAAUUGGAUUUCGGGUAAUAGAUAAAAUUUUAUCAAUUUUCUUGAAGCAUUCGAAUUGAUGCAAAUAAUCUGUCAUUAGUGCAAGGAUGUUGUUGUUAAAUUCUUGAACCUUUUCUCUUGAAAUAUUUAGAGAUACGGUCUCUAACAUUAGAAAAUGAUCAAAUUUGCAUUCAGCCAGAUUUCUAGAAAAAAGACUAAGCUUCAUUUGAAAAGAUUUUAACUUUUGUAUUAAAUCAUGAGCAUAUAAAUUUUUUCCCUGUAAACAUACAUUAAAUUCAUUGAAAUGUGUGAAAAUAUCCAAAGAAAAUGCUAAAUCACAAAUCCAAUUUGGGUCUGAUAAUUCAGGAAAAUCCACAUUUUCUUUAAGCGUUAAAAAUAUUUUAAUUUCCUCUUGAAGAUCCCACACGUCUUAAAACUUUUCCCAAGCUUAACCAAUAGAUUCUAUUGUAAUAUACUACAUCUAAAUAACUGGUAUUUAGUUCUUCAAGGAGUGCAAUAAAUUGCCUGUGUUUUAAUUCUUUUGAUCGAAGGAAAUUCACUAAUUUCACAACUACGUUUAUAACAUGAUCGAUUUUUAAAACAUUUUUGCAUAAUACGUGUUGAUGAAUAAUGCAGUGGGUAUAAUUUUAUGAUUUGGAUCAAUUUUAGAAAUUUUGUCUUUAAUUCGUUUUAUUAGACCAAUAUUUUUUCCAGUCAUAUUUGGUGAUCCAUCUGUUGUUACAUUCACCAAUUUUUUCCAGUAAAUAUUGUAUUUCAAAAUACAUUUUUCAAUCUCGGAAAAGAUCUUCUCCCUUUGUUGUAUUUUUUAUAGGAACAAUUGACAAAAGUUCUUCUGAAAUUUGAAAAUCUUCAGUUAUAGUUCUGAUAAAAAUUAAUAACUGAGCAGUAUCCUUUACAUCACAACUUUCGUCGACAGCUAUGGAAUAAAAAUGGG